Equus quagga is the source of this 4116-nucleotide messenger RNA. Its product is annotated as ral guanine nucleotide dissociation stimulator-like. The record is from RefSeq and is a predicted model, not a curated record. Gene Ontology annotation, molecular function: guanyl-nucleotide exchange factor activity. Gene Ontology annotation, biological process: Ras protein signal transduction; positive regulation of GTPase activity. Bases 585 to 1598 code for a protein of 337 amino acids. The transcript has 5 exons. Gene Ontology annotation, cellular component: plasma membrane. NCBI's taxonomy places the organism in Eukaryota, Metazoa, Chordata, Mammalia, Perissodactyla, Equidae.
GGCACAACUCUGAUCUCACUCAUCUUUUGAUUCCUCUGGGAGGGCUGAGGUCUGAUGGCUUCUACUCCAAGGGGACAGGAGUGAAAGAGAGCUGUGGGUGGGGUCCCAGAGCCCCUGGGAACCAGAGGGGAGGCUGGCUUGAGCUGUUCCCUAGCGACCCAUCCCCACCACAGUCCCGCCUCCCUCCGCUUCCCCUUCUCCAUAUCCACCCCUUCUGACCACCACCAGCAGGCCCAGAAGAGGAGGGGUGUUAGCGAGCCGCUCACACAUCGGCCUCAGUCCUCAGUCCACUUGCACAAGGGCGUGGAGGGCUGGGCUGGACUGUGUCCAGGCUCUUUGCGAGAAGAGUGGCAGUGGGAAGAAGAGACUCACACAAACCCCGUGUUCCACCUGCUGGAUGAGCAGGCCUGCCACUGCCAGGAUGGCCACACAGGAGUCAGCGCCGGGGUGGGAUUCCCCCCUGGUGGAAAGGGGCAGGCAUAGGGCCCAGACCCAAAGCAGGGUGCCUUGGGAGGACAGUGUGGAAGUGACGGCCAGGCCUCUGGCUCUGUGGCCCAACUGCUUCCGCCCAUACCACGUCUUCUAUGGUGGGAACCUGGCUGGACCCAAUGCAGGAUUUCUGGGAGCCCACGCCCUUUCCCUCUUUCAGGAUGCGGCUGGCCUCUCCGCGUGUCAUCUGGCCUGGGUCGCACCUGGGAGGCCCUGCCUACCUUCCCCAGGUCCAGCUGCAACAUCUGGGGCCCAGGAGGGCAGAGCUGGAAGCGCCAGUUCCAGAGCUCCUGCCGGCUCUAGAGCCAGAGCAAGGGCCAGCUCCGGGGCCAGAGGCAGCUCCAGCUGUAGUUCCACCGUCCGCGCCGGAGCUGGAGGCAGCCUCACCACCGGCAGCCUCACCUCCAGCAGCCUCACCUCCAUCGGCCUCUCCAGGGCCGGAGCGAGGGCCAUCAGCUUCAGCCCCAGUGCCAGCUUCUGAGCUGGAGCAAGAUGCGCCAUUGACUUUUGGACGAACUCUGCCUCCAGCUGCCGAAGUCACCGCAGAAGUGAGCGCCGAGCUGAGAGAGGAGAGGCCUAAGCUGCUGGACUUCCCUCCGAAGCUGGUGGCCGAGCAGCUGACGCGGAUGGAUGCGGAGCUGUUCAAGAAGGUGGAGCCCCGCCACUGCCUGGGUUUUGUGUGGUGCCAGCGGCCCAAUGGGAGCAAGGAGUACCUGGCUCCCACCGUUGGGGCCACUAUCAACCAGUUUCUUCACGUGUCCCGCUGUGUCAUCACGACGUGCCUUGGGGACCUCAGCAUGACGGCCCAGGACAGGGCCAGAGUCGUCGAGCUGUGGAUUCAGGUGGCCAAGGAGUGCCGAGUCCUUGGAAAUUAUGCGUCCCUGCGUGCCAUCGUGUCUGCUCUGCAGAGCCCCUCCAUCAGCCGUCUGCAAAAGACAUGGGGACGAGUUGCCAGGAAGAGCUCUCGAAAAUUGAAGAGGUUCAUCAAAGACCAGUGGGUGAGCAGGAGGCAGCUGGUGAAGGUAAGACGGAGGCUGCGCAUCUGGAAGGAGGGGGAGCGAGAGGGGAGGGGACCCGGCAGGAUGAGCUUUGGUUCUCCUGUCACGUGAAGUUGGUCAGGAAAAGAUGGACAGGAAGAGGGAUGUGCUAGCUCCAUGGGCAGGUGGGGGCAGUUUGGGACAGGAGGCCAGGGGCAUGGGAUAGAAUGGUGCGGGCUGGACUGUUCCAGGAGGCUGAGGACCUGGCAGAAGGUGCCGGUGUCUGGCUUCCAUGCUGCUCCAUCAGCUGCCCUUCAUCUUCCUCCUGGCCACUGGCUGGAGCGAGUGGGCGGGCUUCCUCUCUUCCGAAGGCAGCCCAGUCUGUGCUCAGGAAGCCAGGGCCCCACUGCUCCUUCUGUCUUCACUGUGCCUCGCAAGAAGGGCACCCUGCCUGCCUGAGGGAUGGGCACUGCCGGAUCCCACGGGCCGGGGGCACUCAGGGGCUUCCCAGCCUUGGGACGGACACUGGACCUGGGACAGAUCUGUGUCCCCUCUGUGACUCCCCACUCUGGCCCCUAAAGUGGGCGCUGCAGACAGUCCCAGUGGGAUGCUCACCCAGGUCCUUGUUGGCGAUGACAUGUGCCCCGGAGGGCAAGGGCAAGUGCCCAGGGAACUGACGGCUUCUUCAGGGAUCCUUCCUGCCCAGACGUCAGAAGUUUCCUCGUAAAACAGAAAGCAAAUGCCACCCCGCAGUGCCCUGGUCGCCCCCUCCCCUGCGAGUCAGACGUGGCAUUCGGGGUCCCCAUCCUGAGCGGAUGAAGAAAGAAUUCUGUGCAGGGGAACUCCCUGAGGGGAUCCUAGGGAGCUGAGGGCUUUAGCAAGGCCUUGGCCUCGGCCUGGGAUCAGAGACUCCCGGGGGUUGGGGCUGGCAGAAGCCACUUGACCAGGCCUCCUGAGACACCUCAUCUCCCUCCAUCCAUGGCUCGGCCCAGCUGGGGGCCCGAACACAGCCUGAGACUCCCGAGGACAGCACUGUGGUCAGCGGCUGGGCAGAGGGUGGUGUGAAGGCAGAGGAGACAGGGCCUGUGGCUGGGAGGGGGAGCAGCCUCUCCUCUGGGGCCCCCUGAGCAAGUCCCUGCCCCUCUGUGGGCCUUGGUCUCCUCAUCUGGGAGCCAGAGGGAGAUGAGCCGCGGCGCAGGCCUCACAGUGGGUGACGAGGUUCAAGGGUGGGGAGGAAUGUGGGGAGCUUGGACCUGGCUCCAAAGGCAGGCUUGAGCGGAGAGCAGUGAUGACGGUCAGAUGACGCUUGGGCCUCAGGAGACUGUGGGAGGCAGACAGAGUUCCUCAAACUUUCCGGACGAGGUAACAGGUUCAGGGAGGCCUGGGCGGGCCCAAGGUCACACAGGAGUGAGUGUUGGAGUUGGGAUGGCUCUGGAAUCAGAGCACCCUGGAGGUGGGAGCCGCAGGGGCACCAGGUGACUGGGGCCACAUGUCCAGGGUCCCCGAUCUGGGAGGGGUCUGGGAGGACUCUUGGAGGGCAGCAUCGGCUCACUGGCCCUGUCAACACCCUGGCAGGAGGCGACCUCUAUGUUGACCAGCCUGGAGGCGGGCCCCAUAGGUGCCCAGAAGGUAAGGGUGCCUGUGGAGGAGGGGCCCAGGAGUCGCAGGAGAGGGGACUCCCCUUCCUAUCCGGAGGUCUCUACCAGCAGAGAGGGAGCCUUUCUCCUCCAGCCCUGCUCCUGGUGCCACAGACCUGAAAUGCCUGCAUUGGAAGUGACCAGGAGGAGGCCUGGAACGGAUGGGCGCACAACGGAUUUGGGACAGGGAGGGGCGGGGACCCCGUACCCUGGGUUUAGCCAGAGCCGGCUGCUGGGAGGUGCCUGGAGGAGUUUGGGGUUCCUGGAGGAGAGAAGAGGAGGAAAUUGGGGGGAGGCCGCCUAGGUGGGCAGCUUGGGCUGGGCAGGAGGCUGGGGUGAGGAGUGGAGGAGAGGUCUUUGACGGCUCCUGAGAGCGGGAUCUCAUCACCAUCUCCACCCCGCUGGCACAGGGGCUCGUCCCCUUCCUUGGCACAUUCCUCAAUUACCUGCUGCUGCUGGACACCAACAUGGAGGAUUACCUGGAGGUGAGUGAGCCUGGAGGUGGGGCUGGGGAUCAGGAUUCGGAGAUUUGGGAGGAGAGACUUGCACUGAGGCCUGAGCUCGCAACCCUUGGCAAAGUCCUCUCGUGAGGGCCUCACAGCCACCCCGGGAGCUGGGUGUCAUGCCCAUCUCAGUGAUGAGUGAAUAUAGGAUCCAGGUGAGCCGCCAGUCCAGGCUGCCUGACUGCGGAGCUGCUGGAGGGUGUGUCUGAGCUGGACUCAGCCUCUCCCUCAGGCCCCGCCCCUGCAGGGAGUGAAGCCAGGCCCCUCCAAGGCAGGAAGCACACGAGUGGCUGAGCAUCCCUUGCUGCCCAAGGCCUCAGUCUGUCUGUCUGUCAGAGAGGGCUGUCUUAGAAUGUCCCUGAGCCAUAGCCCCGUGGCCUCCUUGCUCUGGAGCUCAGAGUCUUGCCUGGGACCCAUUCCCGUUUCUGGUAGCGCCUGCUCCCUGGUCGACCCUGCUGGUAGUGCAACCUGAGACAGGGUGGAGAUGGGAGCUAGCUAUGGGCUAAGGGG